AUGAUCCCCGGGCGCAGCAACGACGGGCACACCUCCUCCCUCCUCCCCCCCUCGCCCUACCACCCGAUCCUCGCCCCCGGCGACGCACGCAGCGGCAUCCUCCCCGUCAUCCCGCCCGACAGCGACGACUUUCCGAGCCGGGCUCCGCGCAGCAACGCCGCGACCGCGGCGUCGGCCGCCAGCGUGCGGGCCCUGAGCGCGCAGCUGGUCGCCUUUUACUUUCGCGCGCCAGCCAAGGCUUUUUUCCGGACCCGCGUCGACUACCUCGCCUACGCGCGGACGAUUCACAAUGCGCACACAGACGCUGUCCUGCUGCGCGCCGCGGCGACCGCCGCCGGCGCGGCAUCUGGCCGCCGGUCGCGGUGGCGCGCGCUCCUCCACCAGUCGUGGCUCUGGGCGCGCAGCACCACGCCCGGCGUGCUCACGUCGGCCGUCCGGCACGAGGGCUGGUCCAUCCUCCCACACCAGAUCCUGCCGCCGCUCAUCGCCAACGUCGGCGUCGGCGCCGUGCUCUACACGAGCUACCUGCACAUCCUCGGCCGCCUGCACGAGGGCAGCGGCCGCGCCACCGCGCGCGUGUACCCGCCCCCGCCGCCCACCAGCACAUUUACCGCCGGCCUGCUCGCCGGCGCGCUGCAGAGCGUCGUCGCCGCACCGCUCGACGCCCUGCAGGCCCGCUACGACCACAAGGACCUGAUGCGCGGCGACGGCAGGCCGCAGAGCAUGUGGAGCUUCGGCGCCGAGAAGCUGCGCGAGAUUGGCCUGCGCGGCGUCUUUGCCGGCUGGGGCCUGUCGCUCGCCAAGGACGGCCUCGGCUCCGCCGUCUUCUUCAGCGUCUUUGAGUACGUCAAGGCCCAGGGCUACUACCGCUUCGUGACGUGGUACUACGGCGGCCUCGGAAAGGACACUGUCGACCUGCUCGCCACAAGGCGGCCGGUGGGCACUGCCGCCGCCGCCGCCGACGACGACGACAGCGUGGCCGCAACCACCAUUAUCCGGCCGCACUACGCCAUCGAGCCCAUGUUCCUUCUCGCCGCGGGCAUCAGCGCCUCGUUCACGCAGCAGCUGCUGCUGCACCCGCUCACGCACUUUCAAGUCAAGCACUGGGACCACCUCGAGGACCUCGACGCCAAGGUGCAGCGGUACCGCGCGUCCGCAGCUGCGCACCCGGAGAAGGCGGUCCCGCGCUUCCGCAUGAUGCGCGCGUACUACCGGGCGUACCAGGAGACGCUGGCCGGCUGCGCCGCCGAGGCCACCGCCGACGGCGUGUCGCUGAGCCGCUGGCUGUACCGCGGCUUCUGGUGGAACGCGAUCCGCCAGGUGCCCAGCACAAGCGCGGGCCUCAUCAUCUUUGAGUUGAUUCGCAGGAAAUACGGCUUUGGCGCCGACGAAGUGCGCAUCACAAAGGACGGGUACGACAUCCAGCUGCAUUAG
Cordyceps militaris CM01 is the source of this 1434-nucleotide messenger RNA. Its product is annotated as mitochondrial carrier protein, putative. The transcript has a single exon. The coding region runs from base 1 to 1434 and encodes 477 amino acids. NCBI's taxonomy places the organism in Eukaryota, Fungi, Ascomycota, Sordariomycetes, Hypocreales, Cordycipitaceae. The record is from RefSeq and is a predicted model, not a curated record. Gene Ontology annotation, molecular function: L-ornithine transmembrane transporter activity. Gene Ontology annotation, biological process: mitochondrial L-ornithine transmembrane transport.